AUGAUCUUAAAACUACCGUCUUUUCUAAUAAAAAUCUAUAUACUAAGUUUUAUAACAUGGAUAAUUUUAACAACUUCAAUUCCUCAAUUUUUACAAAAACAAAAAUUUGAAUUAUCAAGUAAUUCAACAGACGUGAAAAAUCUAAAAGAAUAUCCUCAAAAUUCAAUCAUAUACCCCAAAAAUAUAUCAACAAGAGAUUCAACAAUAUAUAUAAUAAUAGCUCAUCCAGAUGAUGAAGUUAUGUUCUUUGCACCAACUAUAUUAGAGCUACUCAAAUUAAAAAAUAAUAAUAAAUUAAAAUUAAUAUGUUUUUCAAAAGGUGAAAAUAUUGGUGAUAUAAGAGCUAAUGAAUUAUAUAAAUCUACAAGAAUAUUGGGAAUUGAUCAAGAGGCAAUGACAAUUUUAGAUUAUAAAGAUGGUAUGAAUGAAACUUGGUCAAAUGAUGAUAUUGUAAAAGAUUUAAAAAAUUUAAUAGAUCUAAAGAAGAAGGAAGACAAUACAAUAAUUAUAACAUUUGAUGAAAAAGGAAUAUCUAAUCAUCCAAAUCAUAUUUCAUUACAUCAUGGAACUAAAUCAUUUUAUAAACAACAAAAAUCAAAUACCAAUAAAUUAAAAUUAUAUAAUUUAAAAAGUUUAGGAUUUUUUGAAAAAUAUAGUUUUACAAUUUUAACAAAUAUUGAAAUAUUAAUAAAUUAUUGUAAUUUAUUAAUUCAAAAAUUUAUUCCAAUUAUAAAUAUAAAUAUAAGUUUAUUUGGAUCAAAUUUAAAAAAUAAUAAAAAUUUAGAUAAUAAUUCAAUAGGAAAUUCAAUAAAAUUUUAUUCAGAUUUAAAUAUGUUAAGUUGUAGUUAUGCAGCUAUGGCUUAUGGACAUUUUAGUCAAAUGGUAUGGUUUAGAUAUGGUUGGUUAAUGUUUAGUAGAUAUCUAACUUAUAAUCAUUUAAUUGAAAUUUCAUAA
This is a messenger RNA of Lodderomyces pseudojiufengensis, 954 nucleotides long. RefSeq names its product N-acetylglucosaminylphosphatidylinositol deacetylase. Gene Ontology annotation, molecular function: N-acetylglucosaminylphosphatidylinositol deacetylase activity. The transcript has a single exon. The record is from RefSeq and is a predicted model, not a curated record. Gene Ontology annotation, biological process: GPI anchor biosynthetic process. The coding region runs from base 1 to 954 and encodes 317 amino acids. Gene Ontology annotation, cellular component: endoplasmic reticulum. NCBI's taxonomy places the organism in Eukaryota, Fungi, Ascomycota, Pichiomycetes, Serinales, Debaryomycetaceae.